AUGUCGCUUUCCGAUUCCUCGUCUUUAUCAUCGGCGCCACCAACUGACGAUGAAUCCGUGUCAUUGACAUUCGAUACAACUGCCCCAAUUACCAAAUACUUCAAGCAGGAGACACCACCGCCGCCCAAACGUCCUGCGUCGCCUCCACAUGAAUAUGUGUUAGCUGACAACCAAGAUGUUGCUUUCAUUGUCAUGUUUCGCGCGCGCUUUAGCGAUGCCCUCCCGAAAUUGCUUCCGCAUUACGGCCCGCAAGACAUUGAGAGAGGAGUUCAGGACACAACACCUGGGGAACACGUCGAGAGGCUGCUAUGCGCUUUGAUUGGCCUCGUGCUCAAUCGCAAGAAAGAUGUUGAGAAAGGCCACUACCAGAGAGCCUUGGAAGAGGCGGUUCAGACACAUUCUUCGCAGUGGCCGAGGGCUUGGGGAGGGAAAAAUCCUCUGCAUGGAGGUGGCUCAUUUAAUACCAUGUCGCCUGAGGAGCGGCUACGCCUUCUGAAAGCUCUCAUACUCUGGUCGUUGUCUUCCUCUGACGCGAUCCAGGCGAAGAUCAAGGAAUCCUACAAACAAGCGCGACAUGAGGACGACCUCAACCAGCCUUUAUCAGUGCAACCUUGGGGCAGAGAUGAGAUUAAACGACGAUAUUGGUUGAUAGAGGGCCAGGACGAUACACACUUUCGCCUUUAUCGAGAGAGUAAUCCGGCAUUGAAGACAAAUACGUGGUGGAGCGUGGCAGGCACGAUCGACGAAAUACGCACCAUCGCCGAGAAGCUCUCACUGGAAAAGUCGUUGAACUCUAAAAAGCUCAGUGAAAGAAUCAUGAAUGCAAUUCCCCGAUUUGAAAGUGGUGAAGAGAAACGGAAGCGACGUGAUUACCGACUGGCACGAAAAGUUGCAUUCACGCGACCAGAGCCUGGGUUUUCUCUUUACGAGGGCCGCACUCGUGGAAAGAAGCUCAAGUAUACAUAUUCUGACGAUGAAGAUAUUUUUUCUGACGGCUUACCCUCCACACGUCGUUCUACACGGAAUGUAUCUGGUACAACAACUCCGGGUGAAUCUUUGGGACCGGUUUUUACAGCCAGUGGACGUCAAGUCAGAGCUCGCGCUGGAGGAAUGUAUGGUGAAUCCAUGCUUAGUGGACAACGGAAAGAAGAUGAGGACGAUGACGAUGACGAACCCGCCCAACCUCGCACGCGUGGUCAGGCAAACGGUCAUGGAGCAAAUUACGUUGACGAUACAAGUGACGAAUCAGACGCCGCUUCCAGCUGGAAAGGCGAUGACGAAUCACAGAACGAAAACGAUUUCGAAGGUGAUGACGAAGAUGAGCCGAGUGAGGAUGAGUCGAUGCUGGACGUUGAUGAUGGCAAGCAGCAUAGCCUCGUUGUACACUUGCAUUACAGAAAAGCAAAUAAAGACUUGAUCCCGAUCCAUGAGCGGAAGAUUUCCCCUACGGCUAUCAAUCUUGCACCUGAUCCAGGCAAUAUCCAAGUUACUGUGGAAUCUAAAGAUUCUGUCGACAAAUACGCCACGAAGAGUGAAUCGAUUCCAGAAGCUGCUGAUCAACGAUCGCUAGAAAAUAGAAAUCAAAGAUAUAUCGUGCCUACUCCACAAUAUUCGCAUCCCGAGGACUCGAAAGAAAAUAUAUCGACCACUGAAGAUCACAUGAAGCCUGAGGAAGCCAGCGCGAGAACCACCUUGGAAUCCUCUAUUCCACCACUUAACCCUUCUCGAAUUCAAAAUGGCGGCGAAUAA
Messenger RNA from Talaromyces proteolyticus, 1749 nucleotides. RefSeq lists its product as uncharacterized. Lineage: Eukaryota; Fungi; Ascomycota; Eurotiomycetes; Eurotiales; Trichocomaceae. The coding region runs from base 1 to 1749 and encodes 582 amino acids. The record is from RefSeq and is a predicted model, not a curated record. The transcript is spliced from 5 exons.